AUGGCCGGCCUAGUUGGAUAUGAUAGCAGUGACGAGGAUGACGAUAUCCAAGAAACUAUCCCUGAAAAGGUGCAGGCCGAAAUCCCCCAGAAAGUUACACUUCCUGUACAUCAACCCAGUUCAAGUGAUGUCAAAUCAACAUCACCACAACCACCAAAACAAGAUGUUCCGGAGCUGCAACCCCCGUCGGAGAACAUAACGAUCGGCCCGGUCCAGCAACAUUCAGUUCCCCUAGGCCCAGCCUUACCACCCAUGGAAACCCAGCUACCCCAGGGUCCGUCAUCGCAAGCAGACGACGGCCAGGCCCCUGCCUCGCCAUACACCGCUUCCCGUGCUCUCCUCCGCGACCUGACCCUGCCACCGGUCCCAAACUUUGACAUACCCCCUUCGCCGCCGGGCUCUCCUCCCCCGGCCCUGAGCGCAAAGUUCACCCAGUUCCUCGAUCUCAAGAAGAAGGGUGUGCACUUCAACGCCAAGCUCGCUCAGUCCGCUGCCCUCCGCAACCCAAGCCUCACAGACAAGCUUAUGGGCUUCGUCGAUCUCGAAGGCCGCGCCGGCUAUGCCACAACCCUGCCUCGCGACGUCUGGGACCCGACUUCUGAAGAAACCCUGCCUGAAUGGGCCACCAGGACGUCGCUGCGUCAGAGCCAGGAGCGGGUCCGCGCCGAGCGCGCUGGGCUGAGGAAGGCAGGCGGACCAGUCGAGUUCGUGCCUGCAGCUGCCGAGGUCGCGUCUCCCAGCAGCGAAGCCGCGGCUUCAUCAGAGCAGGGCGGCGUAUCUCGCCUAGGGAAGCGGAAAGCUGGCGCCUGA
Molecule: messenger RNA, 810 nt
Organism: Colletotrichum truncatum
Lineage: Eukaryota; Fungi; Ascomycota; Sordariomycetes; Glomerellales; Glomerellaceae
Source: RefSeq, a predicted model, not a curated record